Molecule: messenger RNA, 1544 nt
Organism: Cottoperca gobio
Lineage: Eukaryota; Metazoa; Chordata; Actinopteri; Perciformes; Bovichtidae
Product: C-C chemokine receptor type 2
Exons: 4
Coding region: 335-1318 (327 amino acids)
Biological process (GO): positive regulation of cytosolic calcium ion concentration; calcium-mediated signaling; G protein-coupled receptor signaling pathway
Cellular component (GO): membrane; external side of plasma membrane
Molecular function (GO): C-C chemokine binding; C-C chemokine receptor activity
Source: RefSeq, a predicted model, not a curated record
GACAUUAAAGUCGAUCAAUUCAGUACGAUCGAGAAUUAUCUCCAACACCUAGGAUUGAUCAAGAUGGUUACAUGGAGAGAGUGUGGCAUUCAAGGCCCUCAGGAAACAACAGGAUUAGGUUUUGGGCAAAAAAAAAAGCUGAAUUAACAGUUAAAAGAAGCUUAAGAUUGUUUUGUGUAGUUUUUACUCUUUAAUUUGUUGAUGGAUUGAAAGUCUGAGAGGAACACUAAGUUAGUAUUGUGUGUUGUGUUAGGUUUGAAAAUGCAAAAGCUUGGGCGUUACUUUUGAACGACAGAGCUGUACAACAACAACUCAAUGCUUUACAUAAAGCAGUAUGAACACAUCGGAGAACUUGGAAUAUGAUUAUAAUGACUGUGAUGAGGGUCCCGGUCUGGAGAUGCCAGUUCUGUACUACAUCCUGUUUUGUAUAAGUGUACUAGGCAACACCACAAUUCUUUGGGUUCUCCUCCGGCACAUAAAGCUGAAAUCUGUGACGGACAUAUGCCUCUUCAACCUGGCCCUGUCCGACCUCAUACUGGCUGGAUCCCUGCCCCUCUGGGUCAACAAUUCUCAGAACCUUGCAUCAUGCAAACUCCUGACAGGAGUCUAUCAGGUGGGUUUCUACAGUGGGACUUUCUUUGUGACCCUAAUGAGUGUGGACCGCUACCUGGCCAUCGUCCACGCUGUUGCAGCCAUGCGAGCGCGGACACUUCCCUAUGGAAUCACAGCCAGCAUCAUUAUCUGGGUUAUAUCAGUCAUCAUGGCAAUCCCUGGGGUGGUAUUCGCCUCUUUGGAGAUAGAUGCAUUUGACAACAGCUCCCAGUGCCAGCCAGAGUACCCAGAUGAAAGUCAGCGGUUUUGGAAGAUGCUGCGAAACUUCAGCGAGAACACAGUGGGCCUUUUCGUGGGCCUCCCGAUCAUGAUUUUCUGCUAUGUGAAAAUCCUUGUUGUGCUGUCCAAGUCUAGGAACUCCAAAAAGAACAGAGCUGUUAAGCUGAUAUUCACCAUUGUGUGUGUGUUUGUAGUGUGCUGGGUCCCGUACAAUGUCAUAGUAUUCCUUAAAACACUACAGCUGUUCCACGACGCCCUGAACACCUGCGAGGCUUCAAAAGGCAUCGACUCUGCCAUGGGCUUUGCUGAAAUCAUUGCACUGUCUCACUGCUGUGUGAAUCCAGUCAUCUAUGCAUUUGUAGGGGAGAAGUUCAGGAAGUCACUGCGCAAUGUGCUGCCUAGAUACUUCUGCGGGAGUCAGCAAAGCAGAGGGAAUUUCAGCCACAGAGACACCACAGACAAAGAAACUUCCAACACAGAUUAUUAAGAAUGAUAUGAGAUGUUUGUGUGUGUGUGUGUGUGUGUGUGUGUGGUGUUGUGCAUGUGGUUGGUGCUUCGAAGAGCUGAACAAGAACACGGGAUGCUGUUAUUUUGAAAGUGUAUAGAAUUUUCUGAAACAUUUAUAGAAAUCGUGUUAUUCAAAGUAUAUUUGUAACUUGUACAACUAUAUUGUUUUUGUAAAGUAAAGAAAUAAAACUAGCUUGAGAACAAAA